AUGACACUACCAAAAUGGAGAAAGGCUGAACCAAUGUCAUUAUGGUGGACUAAAAUUCCUUCAAUUCAAUAUUCUAACAAUAAAUUAGUCUCACAAAAAUUUCCAGCAUUUAAUGUCACUCAGUUUAAAAAUAUAACAACAACAAUUAAUUGCACUUUUACACUUGUUAAUACGAUUACUGAUUGUUCUGCCAAUCUUAAAUUGUUUGACAAUGGAAGGUAUAAAUUUACUCCUAGUGAAAACAUGAAUGCUGAUGAUAAUUGGAGUUACAUGAUCCUUUCUUGGAAUUAUAUUCCUGGACAUGAUUUCAAUUAUAUUUCUUUUGAAUUAGAUGAUAUCAAAAAGAAAUAUCCAGAUCAGGCUAACCUUCAAAAAUACAUAGAUUAUCUCCAAGACCUUGAACUUGUUCAAGGAAACAAGAGUAAUUAUUUUUAUAUUAAAUGGACCAGAAGAGAGUACUUAAUUCGUGAUGGGACAAAUUAUUUAGAUAUUCCUAAUCGUCAUAUUCCACUUUGUAUUGGAGAACCAAUGGCUUUAUCAUCUAUGACAGGACUCAAAGAGUUAUCCAACCAUAUGGGAGUCGUCAUGGAAAUGGAUUGUAUAACUUUAUUAAUUGAUGAUCCGCAAAUAAAUGAGUGUGUCGUACAAAAUAAAAAAUGA
Molecule: messenger RNA, 660 nt
Organism: Entrophospora sp. SA101
Lineage: Eukaryota; Fungi; Glomeromycota; Glomeromycetes; Entrophosporales; Entrophosporaceae
Source: the annotation of a GenBank genome assembly